Molecule: messenger RNA, 1022 nt
Organism: Quercus robur (English oak)
Lineage: Eukaryota; Viridiplantae; Streptophyta; Magnoliopsida; Fagales; Fagaceae
Product: protein FAR1-RELATED SEQUENCE 11-like
Exons: 2
Coding region: 27-953 (308 amino acids)
Biological process (GO): regulation of DNA-templated transcription
Molecular function (GO): zinc ion binding
Source: RefSeq, a predicted model, not a curated record
AUUUUGACAAUCAAUGGCUUCAAGUUAUGACAAAAUAUAACAUGCUCUCUAACAAACAUGUAAUUGGUUUAUAUCAAAUCAAGCACUUUUGGGUACCAUGUUACCUCUGUGGGCAUUUUUUUGGUGGAAUAACAACAACCGGAAGAUCAGAAAGUAUAAAUGCAUUUAUUAAAUGGUUUGUUAGUUCUCACACAAACUUGAUCCAACUCAUCAAACAAGUUGAUCUUGCCAUUGAAGAUAUUGAGCAAACACAAUCACAUGAUAUGAUAUUGGAGACAUAUAGAGGUUCUUCUUUAAGAUCAAUGUCACCGUUGGAAGACCAAGCACAUAGUGUUUUGACGCCCUAUACUUUCAAGAUUUUUCAAGAGGAAUUUAGAAGAGCAACACAAUAUUCGGUGCUUCAAGAAAAUGGUAUUCAAUUUGUGCUACAAUAUUAUAAAGAUGAAACUGGUCAAAGGCUCAAAGUAUUAUGGGAUGGUAAGAUGACAUAUUGUAGUUUCAAGAAUUUUGAAUUUGUGGGUAUACUUUGUCGUCAUGUACUUAGUGUAUUCCUUCAUAAAGAUUGUUACCAAAUUCCAUCCUUGUAUUUACCACCACGUUGGUGUCAUGAAACAUCAUUAAGUGAAAAAGAAUUGCUAGUGGUGGAUGAUGAAAAUUUAGUGGACAAGGAAAAUACGGUUGAUGCUAAUGUUAAUGAUAUGAUUGAUGGAGAUUGCUUCAUUAAUUGUCCGCUACUCUCAAAGAUAAAAGUUCGUCCAAAGCAAAAACGAAUGAAAGGUAGAAGAGAAUUUGGAAAGAAAAAGAAGUCUUGUGGCUUUUGCAAGCAUGUUGACCAUAACAUUUCAACAUGUUCGGAGAAAGAUAAUUGUACUUCCUCAAAUGGUGCGGAAAAAAGAAAAAAAUGUACUUCAAGUGAAAUUGGAUUGAAUCCAAUAUUUUCUUUGAAAUGUUAGGCAUAAACUCUUGAGCUUGUAAAAGAAAAAAAUUAUGACAAUAUUGUGUUUGUUAAUUUUGACAAUAUA